This is a messenger RNA of Trichoderma aggressivum f. europaeum, 669 nucleotides long. RefSeq lists its product as uncharacterized. Bases 1 to 669 code for a protein of 222 amino acids. Lineage: Eukaryota; Fungi; Ascomycota; Sordariomycetes; Hypocreales; Hypocreaceae. The record is from RefSeq and is a predicted model, not a curated record. Gene Ontology annotation, molecular function: oxidoreductase activity. The transcript has a single exon.
AUGGAUUCAGAGCACAGCCGGCUUAGCACAAUCACCAAAUUAAUAAACGACCGCCAUACUGUUCGGAAGUUUUUGCCAGAGCCUGUACCUCGCGAAGUACUGGAAAAGGCACUAUCGUUGGCUCAGCGAACAGCCUCAAACAAUAACUUGCAGCCCUGGCGAGCAAUAAUAUUGACUGGCGAAAAGCUGGAAAGCCUCAACAAAGUGAUGUUGAGCGCGUGGGAUGAAGGGUGGCCUGAUAUUCCCGAAACACCCGCAGAUUAUAUGCAUCACAAGGAGAAUUUCGACACGGAAUUGUACGGAAAGUUAUUGGGCAUUGGCCGUGACGACCACGAGAAGAGAAAGAUAACUUUGGCGGAGAAUUUUCGCUUCUACGGAGCCCCAGCAGCGGCCAUUGUCUACAUGGACAGCAGACUUUCAAAGUAUGAUGUGAUUAGUGUUGGAUUUUGGAUGCAAAACUUGACCCUGGCCCUUCGAGCACAAGGCGUUGAGGCCUGUUACCAGGCCAGGAUGGCAGGAUAUGCAGAGCUGCUGCAGCGCGAACUAGACCUUCCUGAGGGUGUAAAUUUCCUGAGUGCAAUCGCAAUAGGCUAUGAGGAUGUUAGCUAUGUGGGAAAUAGCCUCAGGAUGACUCGAGAUCAUUGGGCCAGGAAUGUCCAGAUCCGAUAG